AAUUAGUGACAAGAAGAAUUCAUGACUUUGGACAUAAGUUAGUGGCAUAACGGCCAAAGGAUACGCUAAACCUAUCGUUCAAGCACUUCUGUUGAAGUAUUUUGAGGCUAGGAAAUUUCUAUGCGGUUUUGUGGUUCUGUAUUAAUCAUUUACGAGAUAAACUAGUCGAAUAACCAACCCAAGCUUCACGAAGCUCAACUCGUAUAACAAAAUGGCCGACGAAAUCGACUUAGGGAAAAAGAGGAGCCAUGAUCCUGAAUUCAAAGGACCCAUAGAAGACAGAUCAUGUACAGACAUUAUCUGUUGCCUGUUGUUUGUUGGCUAUAUUGUUGGUAUGGUUAUUGUGGGAAUAGUCGCCUUUGUAGAGGGGGAUUUGAACAGGCUCCUCUUACCAACUGAUUCCCAAGGGAAAUCCUGUGGAAGAGACUAUCCAGACAAAAAGUACUUGGUGUUUUUUGAUAUAACCAAGUGUGUUGCACCAACUAAUCUUGCAAAGAACUUUGGCUCACCAAAAUGCCACACACCACAGGUGUGUGUAAGCAAAUGUCCGUCCAAGAACCAACCUGGUGCCUCUGUAGAUCUUAAUGCUAAAGACAUGAUUUGUAAGCCAGGAAUCACACCCAAAGACAACAACAUUCAAACCAAGUUAGAGCUUGUAAAAGAAGGCAAAUGUGCUCCUUACUACUUAGCAAGCUCUCAAAUACUGUACCGUUGCAUUCCGACUGGUCUUGGUAACCUUGGCCAGUAUGUGACUGGUAAUUCCCAAACAGGACAAAAUGUCACUGGUACCUCUAUUUUAGAGGGAAUUAAAAAUCUGAAGCUUGUCAUGGAUGCGCAAAACUUUGGUAUGAAGGUUAUUGAUGACAUCAAAGCUGUGUGGUACUGGAUUCUCAUUGGCUUCAUUCUGGCCAUGGUAUUAGCAUUGAUAUAUAUCGUCAUUACCAGAUGGAUAGCUGGUCCUCUAAUCUGGUUCACCAUUCUUGCCGUUAUUGGUCUUAUAAUAUUUGGCAUGUAUUGGUGUUUUUCCAAGUUCAAAGAAAUCAAUGAUAAAGGGACCAGUAAAAGUAUUGAACUAAAACUAACCUUUGACCUAUCUUACUAUGGCGACUAUAAGGAAACAUGGCUUGCUCUUGGUAUUCUUCUCACUAUUCUUCUUGUCAUUGUGUUGCUGAUUGUGUUGGUAUUGUGCAGUCGCAUUAAAAUUGCAGUCGAGAUGAUCAGUGAAGCCAGCAAGGCACUGGCUUCCAUGCUAUCAACUCUGUUCUUUCCAUUGGUCCCUUGGCUUUUGCAACUGGUUUUGUUCUUCUGGUUUGUCAUUGUUCUUCUGUUUCUUGCUACRAAUGGUACACCAAACUACAACAUUGUUGAUGUCCCUAAAAAUGACCUGUAUAAUCUGACCAAUGGAAGCACUUGUGAUCCAAUGACAUUUGAGAGCAAGUACAAAAACACAACUGCCAGCUGUAUCCUAAUGGGAUACAAGGAAAAUGUGCAUCUUUUCCGUAUGCAAAUUUUCCAUUUCUUUGGUUGGUUGUGGAUCAUGAAUUUCAUCAUUGCCUUAGGGCAGUGUGUCCUGGCAGGGGCCUUUGCAUCUUGGUACUUCGCCUUCCAUAAACCUGAUGAUGUUCCAACUCUUCCCGUGUUGUCGUCCCUUUGGCGAACUCUCAGAUACCAUACAGGCUCGCUAGCAUUUGGUGCUGCUAUUAUAGCCAUUGUGCAAUUGAUCAGAGCAAUACUAGAGUACAUUGACCACAAGCUGAAAGAAUAUGGUCAAGACAACAAGGCAGUCAAGUUCAUUCUAUGCUGCUGUAAGUGCUGCUUCUGGUGCUUGGAGAAGUGUUUGAAAUUUUUGAACAAGAAUGCGUACAUUAUGAUUGCCAUUUAUGGUAGAAACUUCUGCACAUCUGCCAAAGAUGCCUUCCAACUUCUUCUAAGAAAUGUCCUGAGGGUGGCUGCAAUCAACAGUGUCACCACGUUCCUGUUGUUCCUUGGAAAAAUCUUUGUGACUGGCUUAGUUGGUGUUGGAAGCUACUUUUGGUUCCGUCAAAUCAAAGCUGAUGACCCUGUCUCGCUGAACUACGAUGUUGUUCCAGUUGUUAUCACAGUGAUUUUUGCCUACAUUGUGUCUGUCCUUUUCUUUGAUGUUUACGACAUGGCUAUUGAUACCAUCUUUCUUUGCUUCUUGGAAGAUCUUGAGCGCAAYGAUGGCAGUGCUGAGAAACCCUACUACAUGAGCAAAUCACUACAAAAACUGCUGAACAAAGAGAACAGGGGCUCAAAGGACAAUAUUGACGCUGGAAGUGAUGGUGGAGAGAAAUAAGUGACAUCCACACACCUAAAUAUGUUUCUAACAGUGUAGAUCUCUUGCACUUGACAUCAAAGCAGCUUUAACUGUGGGACAAAAGAUGUUUGCUCUCUUAGAAGUGUGUGGAAUUUAAUGCUUUGUCCUGCAGUGGGAGCUGCUAUCCUGCCCAGUGCUAGUGGUCUAUAGUAUUGAUAAUCAACACUUUAUAAGUAACUGGAAUUACUCCUCUCACGCAUUCGCAACAGGGUGCUAGAUACCCUGUAAGUCACGCUAUAAAUACUCGUAGAGUCUCAUUAGAGAAUAGCAGUUCUUGCAGUAUUUUAUCCUACAUAGGUCAGAUGAAAAAUCAUGCUUAGCUUUAAUUGAGAAAUAAAAAGACUUGUUGGACUUGACCCAACACUGAAAAAAAUCUGUUGCUUUAAGAAGAAGAAUUUUUUGUAAUAAAUAGGUAACGAAAAGUUCUUGAUUUUUUUUGUAUUGUGAUGGGCCCAGAUCAUCAUUCAUGGCAAAAAUGUUCAAAUGUAACUUAAUCAUGUGAUAAAUAAUAUAAAUUAAUAUAAACAGCUGCUCUAUUUUUUGCUAUUGGCUAGCAGGAUUGACUUAUUUACUUGGUGAGCAGCCUGGUUACAAGUGAAUGUCUCAUCAAAUUGAUAUCUGGCAUGUCAGCAGGGCUAACAACUAAAGAUAAUUUAUAAUUUUUUGAUGUACUUUUCUUAAAAAAACUGGGAAAUUUCAUUCUGUGAAAGAUUCCUGAAGAGUUGAAAGCCCUGCUUUUGUAAGGCCUGACUACUAUUUAAUUAUUAGCAAACACAUGUAUGAAUGUCAUGAAAUUCAAUAUUGAAAUAAACAGUUAAUGUCUAAUA
This is a messenger RNA of Exaiptasia diaphana, 3165 nucleotides long. RefSeq names its product choline transporter-like protein 4. The record is from RefSeq and is a predicted model, not a curated record. Gene Ontology annotation, biological process: transmembrane transport. Lineage: Eukaryota; Metazoa; Cnidaria; Anthozoa; Actiniaria; Aiptasiidae. The coding region runs from base 212 to 2317 and encodes 701 amino acids. Gene Ontology annotation, cellular component: membrane. The transcript is spliced from 26 exons. Gene Ontology annotation, molecular function: transmembrane transporter activity.